Molecule: messenger RNA, 3836 nt
Organism: Colletotrichum destructivum
Lineage: Eukaryota; Fungi; Ascomycota; Sordariomycetes; Glomerellales; Glomerellaceae
Product: Putative F-box only protein 31/39
Exons: 3
Coding region: 300-2027 (575 amino acids)
Molecular function (GO): protein binding
Source: RefSeq, a predicted model, not a curated record
CACUGACACGCCACAGACAACCUUUCCCCUGCACAUCGCAUUGCCCUUCUUGGCCGACCUCAACCUCGGUGACUCGCUCCAUCUCGACUUAAGACGCCAAUUUCACACAAGUCAGUCGCAACCACUAGUCUGACCAACAACCGACACCUCGUACUCAACCCGGGCCAGCAUACGUCCUCCAUUACACGUUUCAACCAUACACAACUCCUUCCUCUCCAUACCCGAACAGCCCUUCCAUCGAGCCUCAACAACCCAUUCAUUGCCCCCCAGCAUCACAAACCCGCCAUCUUCUACUGGGCAUGGGCACGCCGGGUAAGAUGGAUCCAACUCCCCCAUCUCCGUCCACCUCGGUCGCCGGGUCCAAUGCGCCGACUAGCGAAACGGGGUCCACGACAGGUAGCAAUUAUGGUGGCAUCGACCCCGAGAUCGAGGAGAACCUCUACAUACUACCCUAUGUCUCCGAAGAGGGUCUGCGCAGCGACGCCACCGAUCGCCGCAAGAUCAUCGGAUCCUCCCAUGACGAUUAUUAUCCCCUUCCUGCCGAAUUUAGUAUCGCUUCAUCGACCGAAGCACCCUCUCUGCCCGCGGACAACGGUUGCCGCCUACUCUCGCUGCCCUCCGAGCUAAUCGACGCCGUCCUUUCCUACCUGCCUCCAUGCGACCUGGCCAUUGUCUCCGAGACGUGCCGAAUCCUUCAUGCACAUGCCACGUCUGACGUACAUUGGUACCAGAGGGUGCAAGCAAACAUUCCUGGCACGAAGCUCGAAACUCCCUACCCAUGCCGUACCUACCGCGAACUAUACGCUGCACACGACCCGAGAUGGUUCCUACCAAAGUACAAGAUCUGGUUCUGCGACCGCGACCUCAUGGGCAAAAUGAUCGUUGUGCGGUAUGACCAGCGAAGAGGUUGCAUCGAAGGAUACCAAUUGUUGGCUGUCAGCAGCCGCACCACAUACCAACACUGGCCUGCCGACAACAGUGUGAUAAUCCAUGCUUUUGAGCCCCGAGUCAAGUUGCAUCUGGACAAGCCGGUGCUCCAAUUCCACGCGCGCGUUCCAGAGGAAGACGAUGAUUCGACCGGGAUACUCGGCAAUCGCUUCCUCCCCGAGAUACCCAUGGCUAUCGAUGACCGUUCCGACGCCAUGUUUAGCAACUUUUUAAUGGCCCGUCCACUAGACCCUGCGACUGCCACCUCCAAAAUGGAGGCGCCGUUUCCAUAUGGUAACGUCUGGCCUCCACCGGCCAUACCUGCCCGUCACCGCGUCGCCGGCGUCGCUUCGGGCUUGGACGGUGAUGACCUUGCCCCUGGCGACCUGCCGACCCGGCGAGUCGAGGCCUCGGACCAGGCAUUUCGCAUUCGACAGUGGAUGGAAAUGGCUGGGGGACCAACCCCGGGACUGUUCCUCGGGGCGGGACCCAUUGGUCUGAUCCAGGCGAUCCAGGCGAACAUGGGUAUGGUGGGAGGAGGACGAGGUGUUCCUGGCGUGCAUAUCGGCGAAGAAGUGGUCACUUAUUCAACACUCGAUCCUAUCGUGUACACGCCGACCCCCCUCAAGCCAUGGCGCGGCAUCUGGGUUGGCGAUUACAGUGGACAUGGCUGCGAGUUCCUUCUGAUAAAUCAGCCAGAUGAUGAAGAAGUUUCCGACAACGAGCUCGGCUUGGUACGUGGCGUUGACGAGUCCGAAGACGAGUGGGCCAGGCGACGUACCGAUGCGAGAGUACAUCGAGGCCGCCUUGAGGCGAUCAAACUUACUGGCGAUCCAAAUGUUCCAAGAGGAGAGUAUACAUUUGUGGCAGACGAUUUGGGUGAGGCCGGCUUCGUCGGACUUGCUCGGGAGCCACCGUUCCAGGGCACGCGCGUCGUGAAGAGCAAAGGGCACGUAGCUGGGACCGGUUUUCUUGAUGAUAAGUAUAUUGAGUCACAGCUUAUGCUCAUCUCUCACGACCGACUUGCCCAGUACUGGGUUGGAUUCGGACACAUCAGUUUCUUCGAGCGAGUGAACCUCGAACAGUUCAUGUCACCUUAGGUUCACUCUCCCAACAAGUGAUCUGGGGACCCUGUGUUAUUAGGAAUGUUGAGUGAAUUUGUGGACUGAAAAGCCCUGUCUAAUAAGGCUGGAUGGAAUCUUGAUUUCGUCAAGCUUUACAAACUCGGGCUUGGCUUGCAAAGUGCACGACGCCUUUGUUUCCCGAUCAUCAUCCCCUAAAGGAAAUAAUCUCCACUGCUUCAGUCCACAUCAUCGGCAUUCGUCUCCGUCUCGUGGGAGGCCGGCCCCAUCUUCCUCCUAGCCUCCUCAAGGGCCUUCUCUUCGUCGUGGGACUCGUGCUCGUCCUUGCUGGGCGGCAGCGGAUGACCUGAUUUGGAGCUGUCCGCGUCGGCCUUGAGGGUGCCGUCCUCGUUGACGUCGUCCUUGAGGUAAAGGGUAAAUAAAACGACAAGGUAGACGUCACCGGUGUUUUUGUUCCGGAGAACGUAUCUAAGUUGGUGUGAGCGCUUAGGCCCUUCUUCCCUGCUACGAGUAAGAAUGACGGAAGGAAAAACAUUUAAGCGGAACUCUUUCUUGGUGUAGACGUGUCGCUGUACGUUUGGCCUCACUGUGAAAUAGCAAAAGGCCCCGGACGUCGACCAGAAAGCGUUUGUGGACAAUGGAGACAGUCAAGUCGCAGAAAAGUAGUACAAGCACUCAAAUGGACAGAGGAGCAGAAACUCACCGAAGACCUUGUCCAUCCCAGUACUUCAUGAUGGCCAGCUGAAAUCCCGGUAGGCGAAGCGCCAAGUUGGCAAAGUCGAGAUAGGGGUUGAAGAAGUCCAUGCCGUACGUCCUGCCGUACUCAAACAGCCAGUUUUCCUUGCUGUCCUUACGCAGGGCCCACUUCAUGCGCUCCUUGGCCGUGGCCGGCGCGCCAAUCUUCUCCCGCGCCUCAAGGCCGGCCUCGUCGCCGCCCUCCUCAAACCACAGGCCACCCUUCUCUGCAUCUUGGAUGCCAGCUCCCACGUGGAUGGUGUUGAAGGAGCUCAGCGCGGGGCCGUAAAGAUGAGGAACGUCCGCGUAGGCAUCGCCAUCCAGGCCCGGGUCGAUCCACCACUUGACGAUAUUCAGCGCCGUGUUGAACCCCGGGGGAAGACGGUCGCGGAUGGGGUGAUCAAAGUCGUUGCCGAAUUGCAGAUCCUCGGCUGAUAUGCCCUCUCCCGUCGAGGGGGAAGGAGAGACGCUAUCUGCGGGCUUCUUCGGGGUGAAGCGGAAUGAGAUACUGUACUGGUCGUUGUUGGUGGCGUGGGGUUCCGUGGAGAAGUAAGGGGAUGUGGUGGGCGAGUUGCGCGGCAGGCCGGCGUAGUUCUGUAUGCGGACAUUGAGCUCGACGUCGGCCAGGGCGCUGUUAAUCUUCGUGGGCUGUGCCUGGUUGACAGGGACCUCGACUUGGGAGUCGACGUCGUAGCUGGGGCCAGCGGUCACCCGAAGGAUGUACUUUUCGGCCAUUGUGCUUGAGGUUGACUUCUGUCUUUUGAUGGACGUUGGCUGAUCUGGUCUGGAAAGUCGGUUUUUGGUUCUGGGGAAUAUCUGGCUAUCCGAGAAAGAUAGGUAGAGAGGCUUAUUGAGUGAGGUUUUUGGCCGACUAUGCAAGUUGACCGUAUCUUCUACAAGGCAGAAAAUGCGAGUGGGCACAGCAAUGACGUUGACAUGAGAGACUAAGACAUGCACCUUGCUUUAGUGCACUCUUCGACCCCAGCUAACCGCUUUGAAUCGGGCAAGCAUGUGAGAUGCUUGCAAAUGUUGUUUUUGGUUCUCAGUUGGUGUCUUACCUACCGAGGGUCUGGAACAAAGGGCAGACCGAGG